UAUCUUAAUUGUAGGUUUAAGUAAAUCAAAAUUAUAUUAAAUUAUUGGUAAGAAAAUAAUAAAAUCUAAAAUAAUAAAUUUUUUAAAAAAAUAUAUAAUUUAAAUUUAAAAGAUUUAUUACUACAAAUGGGGCAAGUAAACACCUAGUUCCAUAUAGUUAAAUAUAGAUAUCUCAAUAUUAUCUAUUUUAUAUUCCGAAUGAUCAGUUUCAGUUUUACAACACAGAAAAUUGAUGAGAAGCUAUAUAAUCUCUUGCCAAAAACUGAAAAAAAAAACACAAUAAUCAGACGCAAUAUCUAUCAAUUAACCACCUUUCUUUAUACAAAUAUAUCGGCACGCUAUUCUCCUUGAAAUAUAUAUCAUCAUCAUCAAGUUUUCUGGUCGUGCAAAGAUGAACAAAUCUUUGUUGUUCUUCGUCUUUUUAUGCUUGCUUAUUCAAAUAAGCAAAUUAGGUUUCUGCUUAGAAAGAAAAGCUCAUAAUGGUAAUAAUGGACUGAAACGCCAUGGAUUCAUAAGUGUCACUAGCUUCGGAGCUGUUGGCGAUGGGAAGGCUGAUGAUACUAAGGCAUUUCUUAAGGCGUGGAAAGCUGUAUGUAAGGGAGGAAGUAGAGGGAAGACAAAUUUUGUAGUGCCUCUAGGAAAAACGUUCAUGCUUAAGCCUCUUACAUUCGAAGGUCCCUGCAAGUCUUCCUCCAUCACCUUUUUGAUAAGAGGCAAUCUUGUUGCGCCGGGUUACACUUGGCAUGCGGGAAACUACCCUGCAUGGAUAAGUUUUGAUAGUAUAUACGGCCUAGCUAUCACCGGAGGCGGCACCAUCAACGGCCGUGGUUCUGUGUGGUGGAGAAACGUUCAGCAUCGUCCCACAGCAAUGCAUUUCAACAACUGUAAUGGUCUUCACAUCUCUAAUCUCCAUCACUUGAACAGUCCUCGUAACCACAUAAGUCUAAGCUGCUCAGAGAACAUCAGCCUCUCGGGUCUAAACAUGACUGCGCCUGGUGAUAGUCCUAAUACGGAUGGUAUAGACAUAUCAAACUGUAGAGGAGUCGACAUACGUGACUCUGUGAUUGCCACUGGGGAUGACUGCAUUGCCAUUAACGGAGGUUCAUCUUAUAUCAACAUAACCGGCAUUUUUUGCGGCCCCGGUCAUGGCAUCAGCGUAGGAAGCCUUGGACAAAAUGGACAUUUUUCAGCCGUUGAAGAGGUGAGAGUAAAGAACUGUACUUUGUCAAACACAAAGAACGGUGUCCGGAUCAAGACAUUCCAGAAUGGAUUAGGAUUCGCUCGGAAAAUCUCAUUUGAGGAUAUUAAAAUGGUGGCUUCAGAGAACCCUAUAAUCAUCGAACAGAACUACCACGACCAGGGCAAGAACGGAGACGUAAGCUUUGAAUACAGUAACCACCAAAGCUGUCAUGUAAAUCGCUUGUACCAGACCGAGUCUGGUUCUGGCAAUGGCAGAGGCGUGAGAGUGAGCGAUGUGCGUUACAGUAGAAUACAAGGUUCAUCCGCGAGUAGUGAAGCCAUCACAAUGAACUGCGAUGCGAACUUGGGAUGUGUGGAUAUUGUGAUGGACCAUGUGAAUAUCGUUUCGGCUAAAUCAGGUCACAAGGUGUCUGCUUCUUGCAAGAAUGUUCAUGGGAAGUACUUUGAUUCCGUUAUUAGCUGUCAGAAAAAGCAUUAGGGAGAGGUGAUAUUGCCGUUUUCUCAUUCUGUAAUCCAUUAUUUCGAACUUGAAAGAACCAAAAAAAGAAACUAGGAGAACUGGUUAAUCAUAGUUUAAUUAUAAUUACGAGUAAAACCAAUCGAGACUAUGGGCUAAAUCCUGCAAAUGCAAUUAUGUUUAGGCGUUUAACAAAAACUAAAACUUUGCGUUUGCACACACAAACAAACACUUAGAAACUAAGACUGUUUUAAGAAGAUCAAACUAUAAUCACUGCAAAUACUGAGAUUAUGGAGAAGGGAAAAGAUCAAACACUCUUUCAAUGUGUAACAUAGAGCUUUCAAAGACGUUUUAAAAUUGCUAAAACACCCAAAAGAUUUCAAAAAAGAUAGCAACGAUCCAUGGGGGCAACUAGUUUCAUUAGCUUACGCUAAUCUAACUUAAAACUAAUCUUAUAGUUCAUUAAUGGUUCCUUCACAAGUUCGAAUCUUUUAAUAGAAAGUAUCGCUUCGAAUCGAAGGGUGACCAUCGUCCCACCCCGUCCCACCCCAUCCCGCAGUUAACAGUAAUAAAAAUCUCUACAUAUACGAUAUAUCUAUACAUUUUUGUAACUGUUAAAACCGCACCACAGUUGAACCGUUUGUACCGCACCGUUCAAACCGCAGUCACCAUUCGGAAGUCAUAGUCGUAAACAGAUUCAUCAUAACUAACCAAGAUAACAGAGCAAAGUAUAUCAUCAAGUGAGAAAACUAUGACAAGAUCCAUAGACUAAAAAACACA
Messenger RNA from Brassica rapa (field mustard), 2437 nucleotides. Its product is annotated as probable polygalacturonase At3g15720. Lineage: Eukaryota; Viridiplantae; Streptophyta; Magnoliopsida; Brassicales; Brassicaceae. Gene Ontology annotation, molecular function: polygalacturonase activity. The record is from RefSeq and is a predicted model, not a curated record. Gene Ontology annotation, biological process: carbohydrate metabolic process.